Aspergillus pseudonomiae is the source of this 776-nucleotide messenger RNA. RefSeq names its product EthD domain-containing protein. Bases 174 to 566 code for a protein of 130 amino acids. Gene Ontology annotation, molecular function: oxidoreductase activity. The record is from RefSeq and is a predicted model, not a curated record. The transcript has a single exon. Lineage: Eukaryota; Fungi; Ascomycota; Eurotiomycetes; Eurotiales; Aspergillaceae.
CUGCCCCCCACCUGGCUGGUCGAGGCCAGACUUACGAAUAUUUACGAGUACUAAAUACUUGAUUACCCCUCCGAGAUCCAUAUUUCACUCUUAUUCACUCUCAACAUAACAACCCUACUCCAAACCAAUCCAAACACCUCCCCCAAAAAAUAAAAAUAAAUAAACCCACCAAAAUGGUCUACAAAGCCCUCCUAUAUGUAACCCGCAAAAGCGGCACCACCCCCGCCGAAUUCCGAGCCCACUACGAAACCGUGCACAUACCACUCAUCCAAAAGCUAACAGGCGCCGACUUCCCUCUCUCCCACAGACGUGUCUAUCCGGCACGCCCUGUGCCCGGCGAAGACAACAGCUUCCCGGCGACGGUGCUGAUUGGCGCACAGGAGGAUUUCACCUUCGAUGUGGUUGUGGAGGUGACGUUUAGGGAUGAGGCGGCGUGUAAGGUCUUCACUGCGCGGAGACAGGAGCCUGGGACGAAGGAAUUGGUGGAUGCUGAUGAGGAGAAGUUUUUGGAUCCGACGAAGUUCAAGGCGGUGGUGUUGGGGGAGGUUCAGGAGACGACUAGUUAAUGUAUUGCUCUGGUUUAUAUAGGAGGGAAUUUGAUGGUUAUCACAAUGGCUACAUUGGGGUAAGGGGUAUUAAGGACAGAGUUCAAUGCAUUUAAUACCGGUGCGGAAUCCGCCUUGCCCGUCGGAAGACCGAUGAUCAAGCUAGCGGUGCAAAAGUACCGGCUCCAGCUAGGAUCCAAGUUAGCGCUGUUGGCUUGUAACUUGUUUCCC